UAUGCUGCACGUUCCCUCUAAAAUGGAGAUAGUCCUAUCAACCUUAGCUACCUUACUGUUUGGUUUGACUUCUUACCAAGCGCAACUGACACACGCAGAGAGCAAGAUGCGUACGCUGUACUUUGGCCUCGUGCCUCCUCCGCCAGGUCCAGGGGAGAUAUUCCACAAGCGCCUGUGGUUGAAAUCAGUCCUGCCGAAUCUAGAGGGACGAUGCUGGGGAGGUGACGACCAGAAAGUGACUUCAGUCGACGGCGUCACUGAGGCAUGCGUCACAUUCACAACUGAAUCAUACCAAGAGGAAGAGCCGUUUCGAUAUCCUACUCAAGGUCUGUUCAACUCCUCAUUGAAACAACUGGAGUUCAGCGUAAGAACUCCUGCCAGCAUUGGCAUCUAUGUCUAUGGGGACAGUCUUGAGAAGUUGUACUACAUUGUAUUUAGCUCGGACGGGGUUCAAAUGAUUCAGUUCGGCACAUUUGACCAUGUCUCCCUGACUGAUGCGGGCGUGGGGACCGAGGGAGGCUUCGGUCGCUUCUGGUUGGCGGUCGUGAAUAACGCUAGCGAGAUGCACAUUGGGAAAAGCGGGAACGACGCGCCUCUGCUUCGUAUGAACCAUACGACCUCCUCGCUUGAUAUCCUGCGCCUUGAAAUACUGGGUGAUGCUGGCCGAGCCGUCGAGGUGCAAAUCUACAUGCCGUGUUAUUAG
This is a messenger RNA of Acanthaster planci (crown-of-thorns starfish), 703 nucleotides long. RefSeq lists its product as uncharacterized. NCBI's taxonomy places the organism in Eukaryota, Metazoa, Echinodermata, Asteroidea, Valvatida, Acanthasteridae. The record is from RefSeq and is a predicted model, not a curated record.